AUGAAGGCCUUUUUUAACAGACUCGCAGGCAAGGACAAGGACAAGGACCAGUCAGCUAUCGGCAAGGAAAAGUUUCCGCCCCUCAGGCAAUGGCCGCCCCCAGAAGACCCGCCCCGGCCAGCUUCAACACCGGCAGUCGUAUCCUCAAACUUCAAGCCCCUCCCUGAACUCGUUCCUUCCCAAUUUCUCAACCAGCUCACACAACGACCUCUGCCGCCUAUAGAACAGGGCGGCCAAACGACCCCAGCGCCAACUUUCAAAUCACCCCAAUCAGUCAAGCAUUCAAGUUCAGAGGAAUCAGCGCGUCAGGACCAGGAAGUCAGUCCAAAGGUCUCCAGAAGGAAUACCAAGGAUAGUGCACGCGAUGGCUCGGGCACCUCGAACGAUGUCCAGAAGAAAGUCGCCUUCAUAUCACCGCCGCCAACGCCUACGCCAAACUUUGAGCGUACUCUCCCAGAAACUACUCCCACAUCUUCUCCAGUAGCGACUCAACCAUCCAAGACUCCAGUCUCCCGGUUCCAGGCUGCCCAUGGAAAGGAACCUCGUGCUUCACCUUCUUCUGGCACACCGGCUUCCUCGUCUAAAACGGACGUAUCAACCACUGCUAACAAGAACUCGGCAAAGUCUACUUCUACUCGAACUGCGUCUCCUUACCUCCAGAAAUCCUUCGAAGCAGCCUCUGCCCCUUCCCUGCGCUCAGGAACUCCUUAUUCCUCGAUGUCCAACACAACUAGCGGCAGUCGUAUCCUAGCAGCCACCUCGUGGAGUGAACUGGCCGAGGGCGACCUUGUUUCCAAUCUGGGAUCUCGGGAGCGAACACGCCAGGAAGUCUUAUACGUACAAGAACUAAUCAAGUUCAAGGACACCUUCAUCGACCCCCUCCUCCACCCAUAUGCAACCUCGGUCGCCGCUAUUGCCUCCACUCCAAAUCUCGAGUAUGAUUAUUAUCGUGCGGAAUCACCCGCUGAAUCCACUGAGGAGCUUCCUCCUAUUGCGGCUAGGUUCAUGUCGCCUACCCCGGGAAUGAACGCAUCGCACGGAUAUACGAACCGCAGCAAAGAAGUCACCGCCCAAGAACCCGAAUCCAUGGAUUCCGACGAGGAAGACGAGGCCGCGGGAGGGACAGCCAGGAAGUACAGCUCCCGCAAAUCCACGGCCUCGAAGCACGAGCAUCCCCGAUCGCCUUAUCGACUAGGUGCCAGUCGGUCAACAGGCCGGGCCAGUGGUACCAAUGUUCCUUUCCCUUCUCGAUCCCACCACUCACUCCCUCCCCCUCCUCGCCACGGGCCAACAGCUUCCACGCAUUCGCUGGGACGUCAAUCCACGAUCGCCGAGGAACAGCGGGAUCGUAAGUACAGCCAAGGGCCCGCAGAACAGCCCCAGAAACCCGCCAUGCUGCGCAAAUUUAAGAAGAGCCAGACGGGGCCGGAGAGUGUCCUUGGUAACACUCUGGCCCCGCACCAGAUACCCGAAGACCUACGAAUAUGCCUGGAGGUGAUCGAUGGGGGAGUAUUCGACGGCCACAAGCGGCUGUGCGACGCUCUCAGGAAGCGAUACGAUGACCAAUAUCCUCUCGUCAGAUCCCUGGCCGACGUCUUCGUUUCCAAUUCGGAUAUCUUCCAAGGUUACGCCAAAUAUGUGCUUCAUCUCGAGAGAGCGCUGGAGCAGGUUGAUGCCGCGCUAUCUAACGUAACCACGAAGAAGCCCAAGAAGCAAGAUGCAGCAGAGUGGCUCAAGGUCUGCAAAGCAUUGCAGAAACUCGAGGAAAAUGCUGUCGACAAGGGCGAGACUGGUCUUGCGAUCACCUUGUCAAAGCCCUUCCAACGCCUCCUCAAAUACCCUCUUCUUUUCCAAAACCUCCUUUUCCAUACUGAUCCCAGCACGUUCGAGUACGAAAGUACGCUCCAAAUGGUCGCCGAGGUGGAAAACAUCGUCCGCAGCAUAGAGGAUGAGAAGAUUCAGAAAGAAGAGCGUGACAAGACUCGGGACGUCUUUGCGCGGAUAGAAGGCCUGGACAAAGUUCGCCAGCUCGCCCUUCCAAAACCUUCUCGCGUGUUGAUCGAAGAACGAGCUUGUGCUCCUGGCGCAAGUCCUCUCAGUAGCUCCGUCAAAGCUAACUCCUCGCCACCUCCUGUAGCCAAUGGGAAAGGAGUUCGCGGGAAAUCUUCCUUCAAGCGCCUUAGUGAUGUAUUACAGAGCAACAGCGUGGGCGGGAAGAAGGAUCUGUGGUUCGUGGUCUUUAAUGAUGUCGUGCUCCAGUGUCAACGGACUGGCACCACAUCACUGCCCCUUGUCGCAUCGGUAAAUUCCCGAACCAAUUCAUUACCCGAUUUCCAAGGCAAGGCAAAGUAUGCCACCACAGGUCGACGGAACUCUUACACGAAACCCCGUAAUCUAUACAAGUUCAUCAAAAUUGAGACGUGGACUAUCGGGGAUGUCCCUAGAGAGGGUGUGAUUUCAAUGGACGAGUGA
Messenger RNA from Coprinopsis cinerea okayama7#130, 2472 nucleotides. RefSeq lists its product as hypothetical. The coding region runs from base 1 to 2472 and encodes 823 amino acids. The record is from RefSeq and is a predicted model, not a curated record. Lineage: Eukaryota; Fungi; Basidiomycota; Agaricomycetes; Agaricales; Psathyrellaceae. Gene Ontology annotation, molecular function: guanyl-nucleotide exchange factor activity. The transcript has 4 exons. Gene Ontology annotation, biological process: positive regulation of Rho protein signal transduction.